GUUAUGGAUAAGCAUUUUCUCCCCCAUUUUUCGAACCAAGAAAAACAAAGACCCUUUAAAGAAGCAAAUCCAAAAACCCAAGUAGCCAACCUUACACAAACAAAAACCACCAUUUUUGAGCUCCAACUAUAAUAUGAUUCUAAUACACCACAAAUCCAACCCGUCAUCCUAAAGCUCUCACUUCCUCUACAUCAAAGUCGUUUUUAUCAUUCUUCUUCUUCUUCUUCUUCUUCUUUUUACUUAUAGAGAGUAUCAGAGUCUUAGAGAGAACGCAAGAUGUCGGUUUUGGCAGCAAAUUCUCACAUUUUGUAUAGAGAAAUGCAUCACAGAGAGCAUCAGCAACAGUUUUGGAUCAGUGGGGGCAGCUUGUUGCUGCCCAAAGCUUCUUCUGGGUUUGGACUUUUGAACAGAAACAGAGAUGAUGGCAAGAAGAUGUUGAAGUGGGACUUCAAAGUUGAGGCUUUUUGGAAUGAUUCAAGACCCACUGUUGUAGCGCUGGAAGCCAUCAACGACUGUGAUCACUUUGAUCAGAUUCUAAGCCAUGCACAAGAGCAAUCCCAGCCCAUUAUCAUUGACUGGAUGGCAGCUUGGUGCCGCAAAUGCAUUUAUUUGAAGCCUAAAUUGGAGAAAUUGGCUGCUGAAUAUGACACCAAGAUCAAAUUCUAUUAUGUUGAUGUCAACAAGGUACCUCAAGCUCUGGUUAAGCGUGGAAACAUCUCUAAAAUGCCAACAAUUCAGAUAUGGAAAGAUGGGGAGUUUAAAGCAGAAGUUAUUGGGGGACAUCAAGCCUGGCUUGUACUUGAUGAAGUGAGAGAAAUGAUCCAAAAAUUUGUGUGAUGCUUGAUGUUUUGGUCUCCCUAUUUCUUGUAAUAUUUUUGUUUUCUUUCUUCUGCUAGGCCUCUGUUCUUGUAAACUUUUCUAACCACAGCAUAUAAUGAAGAACACAAUAUGUACAGUCAAAUUUCUUUC
Molecule: messenger RNA, 969 nt
Organism: Prunus avium (sweet cherry)
Lineage: Eukaryota; Viridiplantae; Streptophyta; Magnoliopsida; Rosales; Rosaceae
Source: RefSeq, a predicted model, not a curated record